CUAUAAGGAUAUAUUGCCUGGUGUUGACUGCAUGUCUGCCCUCGGUGAAGAGACUUAAGAUCCUUACAGGAAUGGAAAUAGACAGCAUAAGGGGAGGGAGAGAGAGAGAAGCUUAUGUUAAUCAUUCAACUAAUAGCAGUAAUUGAAUUACAGACAUUUAGAAGACUCGAGGUUCAAAUCUAAGACAGCAACCUAUUCUCAGCUUGUGUUUCCUUCUCUUUUAACUUUAUUUUGUGAACUCAGUGCUCAUUAGCCAUUAAACAAGCCUCGGGCUGAAGAGAUGAUGUGACAGGUGAAGAAGAAAUACUAGCUUUUAGUGUUUCAUAACCUUAAUUCAUUUGAUAUAAAUGUCAUUAAAAGUGGAAUUAGUGAAGGAAGUGAUGACAGGUCUACCGCAAGAUGUUUCAGAGUCUGGAAGAAUUCUGGAUCCUAUAGAGCCUGGGACAUUGUGGAAUACCCCACCAGAACUGGAGAAUAAUGGAAACCUUGGCAAGAUACCCACUGUAUAUGUACAGGAAACAGAGCCUCAGCUGGAUGUAAACAAAGACAGUAAAAGGGUAUUGCAAAGGACACCCAGUUUCGGAAAAACUGUCAAGUUUCUCUUGCCACCCGUCACUAUCGAUGAUAAUGUGCCCCAAGAGGACGAGAAGCAAUUCUAUAAAGCCAUCGAAGAUGUUCUGAAAUUUAGAGGUUACAAUUUUGAUGAACUUUUCUCUUCUGACCAAUGGAUAGACAUCACAGAUGACCGGCUUUUGAGAAAGAAAAUUCUAAAGCCAGGUUUUGCUGAAACGCCCCGCCCAGGUCAAGAGGUGACUGUUGCUAUUCUGGGGAUUUUGGAAAAUGGAAGUCUGGUUGAGAAAGAUCCCAAACUAUCCUUUGUCCUGGAUGAUGGAGAUGUAAUACAGGCCCUAGAGCUGGGAGUACGAUCAAUGCAGCUCGGAGAAGUGUCUUUUCUGCUAACAAAUGGCUUAUAUGCCUUCGGUCUUCUGGGAAGGGAUCCAGACAUCCCAUCGGAUGCCCCUCUAAUGUACAAAGUGAUUUUAACCCAUGUCAGAGACAAGCCCAGUCUAGGGGUUCUUACCACUACUGACCGUAUUACCCUUGCAAACCAGAAAAGGGAAUGUGGAAAUUUCCAUUUUGAGCGGGAAGAAUAUCGAAGUGCCAUGCACUCUUAUAGCCAAGCACUGAGCAUCCUCAUUCUACCCACUGCAGAACCCCUGAGCUCAGAGGAAGAAGAGGAGAUUCGUGAACAUAGAAUCAAGUGUCUGAAUAACCUGGCAGCUGCCCAACUCAAGCUUCAUCACUACGAUGACGUCAUUAAUUCCUGCAAUGCAGUCCUGGAGAUGGAUACCGAAAAUGCAAAGGCACUUUAUAGGAAAGGCAAGGUGCUAUCAGAGAGAGGAGAGUAUGAAGAAGCCAUGUCUGUUCUAAAAAGAGCACUUAAAUUGGAGCCAACAACAAAGGCCAUUCAUGCAGAGCUUUCCAAGCUGGUAAGGAGACAAAAAGGACAGCCUGAAAUCACCAAAUCCCCAGUGAGACUUAAACCCAAAGCUCAUCUCAAGCUUAGAGAUGACUUAAAUCCGCUUAAACGUCACAGCACAAAGCAGAGGGUGACCUACAAGAGGCUACUAAUAGGUGCCGUGGCUGCAGCUUUGCUAAGUUUGCUGGCAAUGUUCAUACUAAAACUUAACAGAUGAAUAUCAACAGUCUUGGACAUUAUUUACACCUGUAUUCCUAACAUUAUAUGCACCUUCAGAUAAAUAUGGCAUGGAGUCAUAUCUGGAAUAUACAGAGUGAGAUUUCUUGAGUAGAGGACAUCUACUGCAAAUAAGAAAGCUUGUCUGAAGGAUUCUGCCCAUCAGCUUAAAAAGAAUGACGUGAUGUACAGUUUAUAAGUAAGCCUCGCAAUAGAUAAUAUAUUCUAUUUAUUCAAAGGAAAUGUGUGUUUUAUAUGGAAUAUGACAUUUAUUCGGUCAGUACAGCAGAAUUUUGGGCAUUCUGGCACAGUCACUGUAAAGGCCCAUACACACGAUCAGACUUUUUGACAACAAACCUCCGAUGGACCUGUUUAUGCAGAAAA
Rana temporaria (common frog) is the source of this 2080-nucleotide messenger RNA. Its product is annotated as peptidyl-prolyl cis-trans isomerase FKBP8-like. Bases 348 to 1697 code for a protein of 449 amino acids. The record is from RefSeq and is a predicted model, not a curated record. The transcript has 8 exons. Gene Ontology annotation, molecular function: protein binding; peptidyl-prolyl cis-trans isomerase activity. Lineage: Eukaryota; Metazoa; Chordata; Amphibia; Anura; Ranidae.